UAAUUAUCGUGUUGUUAAAUACAAUAGGUAUAAAGUUCAUUAAACGGUCACUGACUAAAAUAUAGUCGUCAUUAUCGAGUGGUACAUAUUAUUCUGGCCUCUGUCAAAUACAGUUGCUGUCAAUUUAUAGUUAUAAUUUUAUUACUAUUGUUGUUAAUACGGAUUUUUUUUUUUGUUGGGACGGUAUUGGCUUUGUCAGAAAAAAAAUGAACUAUGAAACAUUGAAAUCAAAGUUCGAAAAGGACGGAUAUGUGGUAAUAAACAAUUUCUUCGAUGAAAACGAUGUGGAAAAACUCAAAAACGCUGGUUUGAAGCUCACACAAAAUGUUCCAAAUGAGGCAAAAACGGUGUUUAAGACCAGCCAGAAUAAUCAGGAAAUAAGUAGUUAUUUCAUGGAGAGUUGCGAUAAAAUAGGAUAUUUUUAUGAAAAAGAUGCUUUGGACGAAAACGGCGAUCUGUUGGUAGAUCAAUCAAUUGCAUUGAACAAAGUCGGCCAUGCAUUACACAGACUAGAGCCCACAUUUGAAGCAUAUACUUAUAAUGAUAAAGUUUCAAACAUAUGCCGAGCUCUAGGAUUGAUCAGACCGACGGUGGUUCAGAGUAUGUACAUCUAUAAAAAUCCAGGAAUCGGCGGUGAAGUGGUUGCACACCAAGACUCGACGUUUCUCCACACAGAACCAGAUUCAUUGGUAGGAUUUUGGAUUGCAUUGGACGAUUCUACAAUAGAAAACGGCUGUCUUUGGGUCAUACCAGGUACUCACAAGAACGAUGUACACCAAAAGUUGGUGUGCGAUCCUAAAAACAAAUCAAGAAAUCAAACGAUAUUUCAAGGAACUUUUCCAGAUUAUGAGCAAUCUGCAUUUGUUCCAGUACCCGUGAAGAAAUCUGGUCUUGUAAUCAUCCACGGUAGAAUUAUACACAAAAGCGAUCACAACAAAUCACAGCUUUCUAGACAUGCAUACACAUUUCAUGUUUACGAUGAAGCGUCGAGUCAAUACUCUGACAAGAAUUGGUUACAAACAAAGAUAGGAUUUAAAUCUCUAUACUUAUAAUUUAUUUUAACAUUUUUACAUUUUAUGUCUAAAAAUAUUUUUAAAAAAAUGGAAACUUCUUGUCACUAAUAUGAUUACCUUAAUAUAAAGUAUAAAACUUAUUCAUUAAUACAAACAAUAACAUAAAACGGUUAAUCAAUUUGUAAAAAAAUUGUUUUGAAAUAAACAUAACAAUAUAAAAUUUGCCACUAAGACACACCAAGGUAGUAAUGUUAAAACUAUGAACUUUUAACAAUUUUAAAUUUAUGGUAAACAUGUUUUAAUAGUUAAACAAAAACUAAAAUGACCGAGUCUUUCACUUAUUGUUAACAUUAAUAUAUGUAUACAACCUAGUUUUAAUUUAGUAAUAAUAGGAACGGUCUUGUUCUCUCAGUCUUUAAAAAUAAUUUAUUUUGAAUUUUUUGUAGUACUCAUAUUCUUUUUGAUAUCAGUAAUGUUUUGAAUGGCAGAUAAAUGGUUUUGUAAUGAUACAAGUACAUAUAAAAAUGAAUUUCUGUAAUACACAAUAACCAAAUUAAUUAACCGAUGAUUAUACAUAAUAAACAUAUUACAUAUAUAUGGGUAUCCUUUAUUUUGGACUUUUUAAAAAUGUUAUGCUGCCAAGGUCUCAAACUGCUCUAGUGAGUGGAAAAAAGAAAAAAGGUCUCAUCCAAACAUUUGCUCUUCAAAACUGCAGCACCCUUGAUUAAUCCAGUAUUCGAUGGCAUUGUGUCAAAGCUCUAAGCUUUAGGUACUUACCUAAAAAUACUGCUUGGUAUCAACCAUAAGUUACCAAACAAUUAUUGUUUUUUUCAAACUAGUUAUUAUUUUUAUUAUAGAAAGAGUUUAUUCAUUAUUGUUACAUUUUAUUUAUAUGAUCAAUUACUGUAUCUGCAUGAAAAUGAUAAUCCUACCUAUUUAUCCCUUAAAAAAAAAUUAUUUCAAAAAAUCCUAAAAUUUUGACUGUGCGCAUGUGCAAAAUGGCGAACUAACUAAUUUUUUAAUUUUUAUUUUAAAGUAUGUGUCAUACACAAGCGACUCACAUUGGUCCCAUAUUUUUAAGAUUUUUUUUAAUAUCUUUCAAAAAUGUUGAAAAAAAAGUUUCAAUAAUUCCGUGUUAUUUAAAUGGGAAACUUCACCGUCUUACAGGCACGAGUAAAUAUUUAGCUAACUCAAAGCUGACUAAAGCAGUAAAAUUUUCAGGGCUUUUUUUUCACACACUACACACUACAUUCAACUAGAGUAAUUUGAGAUCUUGAGAGCAUAACAUUACGCAAAAGUCCAAAAUAAGGGAUACCCUUUUAUAUACUCACUUUUCUUUCAUUAAACAAUAGUCAGCCACAGACUUUUUACUAAUCUUUGCAAAAUAUUUAUUAAAUCCAAUAAUUGAUUUAAGGAACUCGUUAACAAUUGUAUCCUGGUUAUCCAACAGGGUUUCGGAAUCCAGUUUGUUAAUCCUAAAGACAAUUUUUUUUGUAUUAAUGAAAAUAAUGCUUAUACGUACAAUAAGACUUAUAUAUUUCACUUACUUUAACAUGAUGUCAACAAUAGUUGUUACUUUGGAGUAAAAUUCAUCGAUUUGUGUAUUCAA
Adelges cooleyi (spruce gall adelgid) is the source of this 2622-nucleotide messenger RNA. RefSeq names its product phytanoyl-CoA dioxygenase domain-containing protein 1 homolog (gene Phyhd1). Lineage: Eukaryota; Metazoa; Arthropoda; Insecta; Hemiptera; Adelgidae. The transcript is spliced from 5 exons. Bases 207 to 1052 code for a protein of 281 amino acids. The record is from RefSeq and is a predicted model, not a curated record.